Triticum turgidum subsp. durum (durum wheat) is the source of this 3183-nucleotide messenger RNA. The record is from the annotation of a GenBank genome assembly. Lineage: Eukaryota; Viridiplantae; Streptophyta; Magnoliopsida; Poales; Poaceae.
AUGGGGAACUUCCUCGCGCGCUUCGGCGAAGAUGAGACUCCCGGCAGGCUCCCAAAAGAUGAGACACCAGCAGCCGGGCAGCCGCCGGGCCGGCAGGGCACCAGCCUGGUCGGUCAGCUCCACGUCUUCGACGGACCGCCGCCCCGCGUCGAUGGCGGUUGGCCUACCCUGGCCAACACCGGCAGCGCUGCAGGUGCUGCCUUUGCGCCCGGUCGCAUCACCCCCUCAGGCUCAGGCUCACGCUCACGCUUCCCUUCUUCCUCUGCCAUUGCGCCCGGUCGCAUCACCGCCUCAGGCUCCGGCUCCGCCGCCACACGCUCUCACUCUGCCUCCACCUCCGCCUCCACGGAAUUUCUUACAGUUGAGGAAAGGAAAUUGAAGGAUGUGGUGGAUUUCUGGUCUAGGAUGAAGAAAGGCAAGCAUAAGUUGGACACUUGGGAUCUUACCUAUCUGGAAUACAAAAUCUUCUCUUGGUCUCUAGAGGAUGUCCUCAACAAGGACCUGCUCAAGGAAAAGGUGAAGAAAAUACCCAAGACAUUCUCGUCGCUGGAGCAUUACUUGGAUUCGUUUGCUGACCCAUUGGUCGAGGAAGUACACGCGGACUUCCUCUCUUCGUUCGAGGGCUACCACCAAGCACCAUUCGUUCAGGUAACCAGGGUUCAGAAGCUCGACCAUGGCGAGAAGUCCCAGGCCUUCUUCUUCUGUUUCCUGGCUGCCCGGAGAACAUCGUACGCUCCCGUCAAGGACGACAUCGUCGCCGUCUCCUCCUCGAGGAAGGGCAAGCACCCGUUAUCCUACGUCCUGGGUUCGGUUUGCAAGAGCUGGGAAGACGACGAGGAUUUCCCUGCUGACUGCUUCAUCGUCAGGCUGUCGAUGGCUGUUCCGCCCGUGGAUGUCGACGCUGGAACGAAUAGGCCCAUGGCGCCACUGUUCGUCUCGUUCCUCAUGAACACCAAGACGUACAAUCGCAUCUGGACGUGCCUUCAGCUGGGGAAGACGAGCGGUCGGAAGAGAGUGAGCGAUGCCGGUCUCGUGGAUGCCGUCUGGAGAUACAGCGCCUCAAAGGCAGUGGAAAAUGACUCCCGGUCCCAGUUAUCUCACCGGUCCCGUGCCACCGACGACCUUGGGCUCGACAGGUUCAGGCUUAACGAGUCGCAGCUGAAUGCAGUAGAGGACUCCGUUGCAGCAAUGGGGAGCCCUUCUCCUUCCCUGAAGCUGAUAUGGGGGCCUCCGGGGACUGGCAAAACCAAGACCAUCAGCACCAUACUCUGGGCGAUGCUGCUCAGGGGGCACCGGACGCUUACUUGUGCUCCGACCAACACCGCGGUGCUGGAGGUCGCGUCUCGAGUAGUCCAGCUUGUCCGGGAGUUCUCAAAUGGCGGCAGCGGCGGCUGCUUCCUGAGUGACAUCGUUCUGCUGGGAAACAAUGAGAAGAUGAAGGUAGAGGCCAGCCAUGAGCUCUCUGCGGUGUUCCUUGACUGUCGCGUCGAGCGGCUUUCCCAAUGCUUCUCGCCAAAUGGAGGCUGGGGGCACUGCUUGCGUUCGCUGACGGAUUUUCUUGCGGAGCCUGUGAGCAAAUACCAGCUGUACACCGAUAAAAUUACCAAGGACCGUGAGGAGGAGGAGAAGAAGAGGAACAUUUCAUCAAAUGUGCUAGAUAAGAACAAAAAUGUUGCAAGAUGCAAUAAAGGGAAUGAUCAUGAAAAGGAUAGAUGCAAUAACCAAGGAGACGAGCAAGUGUUUGUUACCCUGUCAUUCAAGGAUUUUGUGAGAGCCACUCACAAGGAACUCGCUCACAACUUGUGCCACUGCAUCGAGACAUUGCAGAAUGAUUUCCCAAGGGACCCUACGACGGCGCCGAAUUUCUGGUGCAUGUCCGAUGUGGUAGAAGUAACAAGAGUUCUUGGUGCGUUGCUAGACGCCGGUGCCGGCGACAGACACGAGGCAUGGGUGAGCGAUGUCGGCGAUGCCUGCAGCCCGUGCUCUGUGAGCAACGAUCCUCCAUGCAAGGAAUGCAGAUUCAGGAAAGCAAGGUCACUCUGUCUCGAACAACUGGAGUAUCUGCGCAACAAUCUGAAGCUCCCCGGCUACUGCGACAAGCGACCGAUUGAAAUCUACCUGCUCCAGAGAGCCAAGAGUAUCCUGUGCACUGUUUCCACUUCUUUCAGGCUGUAUAACGUACUGCCCACGGACAAUCAGAAACCUGUUGGCGGGCAAGGACAACGGCAACACAAAGAGCCCGAGAUCUUCCCCCCUCUGGAGUUGUUGGUCGUCGACGAAGCCGCACAGCUCAAGGAGUGUGAGGCCAUGAUCCCGCUGCAGCUGCCUUGUAUAAGGCACGCUGUUUUCAUCGGGGACGAGCGCCAGCUACCUGCUCUCGUCAAGAGCAAAAUAUCCGAGAACGCCGAUUUUGGAAGAAGCAUCUUCGAGAGGCUGAUCUCGCUAGGCUGCCGCAAGCACCUCCUGGACACCCAGUACAGGAUGCAUCCGGAGAUAAGCAGGUUCCCUGUGUGGAGGUUUUAUGACGGCAAGGUAGGUGACGGGGCCAACGUCGUCUCCAAGAGCCACCGGCGCCGGCUCUUGAGAGGCAACAUGUUUGGGCCGUACUCAUUCAUCAACGUGCAUGGGGGGCGCGAGAGCAGCGAGGAGCAUAGCCGGAGCCCCAAAAACACCAUCGAGAUCGCCGUCGUCUCGCUGAUAGUCGAGAGACUGUUCCGAGAGUCGGCUUCUUCGGGAACAAGGCUAUCCGUUGGCAUCCUGUCGCCGUACAACGCUCAGGUGAGGGCGUUCCAGGAGAAGCUGGAGAAACCAUACGGAAGCCGCGAUGGUUUCUCUCUCAAGAUAAAGUCCGUGGACGGGUUCCAGGGCGGGGAGGAAGAUGUCAUCAUCAUAUCCACGGUGAGGAGCAACGAGGAUGGCGCGGUCGGGUUCCUCAGGGACGCGAAGCGUACCAACGUGGCUCUCACAAGGGCCAAGCAUUGCUUGUGGGUGAUUGGCAACGCGGCGACUCUGUCCAAGAACAGGUCCGUCUGGCAGGACAUUGUGUACGACGCUCGGAGGCGACAGCGCUUUUUCCAUGCCGACAGGGACAAGGGUCUGUCGGACGCAAUGCAGGCGGCAGCUGUUGAGCUCGAUGCCGCCGAUAAUCUGCGCAAGAUGGGGUCCCUGCAGUGCGCGGCAUAA